Molecule: messenger RNA, 981 nt
Organism: Calidris pugnax (ruff)
Lineage: Eukaryota; Metazoa; Chordata; Aves; Charadriiformes; Scolopacidae
Product: dual oxidase maturation factor 1-like
Exons: 6
Coding region: 1-981 (326 amino acids)
Biological process (GO): protein transport
Cellular component (GO): endoplasmic reticulum membrane
Source: RefSeq, a predicted model, not a curated record
AUGACGCUGUGGAAUGGCUCCUUCCCCUUCUACCCUGGCACCAAUGCAUGCUUCCCCUUCGACACUGCCUGGGCUGUCAUCAUCUCCGUCUUCCUCUCCUUGUUGGCCACUUUCAUCAUAAUCCUGCCGGGGAUCCGGGGCAGGGGGCGACUCUUCUGGUUCCUGCGGGUGGUAACAGGCCUCUUCAUAGGAGCAGUGGUCCUCACCAUACAGUUCACCAGGGACUGGGAGACUGGCUGGGUGACAGCAAACACCUCCUACAAGUCCUUCAGCUAUGCCCUGGUGAACGCGGACAUUGGGCUGCACAUUGGCCUGACAGGAAUGAACAUCACACUAGUGGGAAACCCAGUGAAUCAGGUCAAUGAGACCAUCAACUACAAUGAGUACUUUGCCUGGAGCUUUGAUGCAGACUAUGACCACAGCUACAAUGACGGCCUGGAGAGGGGGCUGCCCAGCCCCAUCCUCUAUGUGGCAGAGAAGUUCACCACGCACAGCCCCUGCAGCAUGCACAGGCAGUACCGCAUCUCCGGCCACUACGCGUCCCUCACACUAUGGAUGGCUUUUUGCACCUGGCUCAUUUCCAUCCUGCUGUUCUCCAUGCCCAUCCUCCUCUAUGGUGGCUACAUGCUCCUGCUCACUGCUGCGCUGAUGCUCUUCUCACUGCUCUUCUUUUUCACUGUGAGGAACACACUCAAGUGCCCCAUCCAGUUUGGCCCAGCUUCCUUGAAAACGGACUAUGGUGGAUCCUUUUGGCUGACAUUAGCAACAGGGCUGCUGUGCCUGAUGCUGGGUCUGGGUGUCAUCAUCCUGAACUCCAUGCAGCCAGAGAAGCUGAAGCUUGUCUUUAACCUGGAUGAGCGAACGGGAGAAGAGGAGGUGUGGGACAAGUCCUACCUGCCAGCCCAGCCCAGCUCCUCUACGCAGGAUGUCCUUAUGGUCCCUUUGGAUGAGCUUUGCGAGGUGACAGCCACCGCACUGUAA